CCGCAAGAGGAUAUCAUGAUGUGUCCUGCAAGGUCGGAACGAACAAUAUCCAACUACUAUGUCUUCUAUCAGGCAGCCACUGCUUCUUUCCAGGAUGAUCGAAUCGCACAUACUGUGCAAUGUGACUUGUACGGGGGAUAGUAUGCUCCAGACGUACAGCAACGGUAUCGCCGACAUCGACUCUGUAAUAGUCUUGGGAACAUCGGCUGAAAUGACGCCUGUUUUUGGGCACUACUACCCAACAUUGUGGUCGUAGUCUCCAAGGCGCAUAUCCGCAAAGAUGGUAUCCGAACAGCAGUGCUAUUUACUGAUCGGGAGAAGGUCGGUCAGGAAGCUGGGACACCACCGACCCUGCAGGAUUGAGUUUCGCUGCGUGGCAUGUAAUCGCUUAAUGUUAACGGGCAAGGGGUGGGGGAGGCAAGUCGCGGAACUCGGGAGAUUCAUACUGUUCCGGUGAGAGAGAUGUGGAACCAGUAAUGGGUAAAGAGACAUGCACUCAUAACGGAUGC
Messenger RNA from Guyanagaster necrorhizus, 509 nucleotides. RefSeq lists its product as uncharacterized. The coding region runs from base 59 to 256 and encodes 65 amino acids. The record is from RefSeq and is a predicted model, not a curated record. The transcript has 3 exons. Lineage: Eukaryota; Fungi; Basidiomycota; Agaricomycetes; Agaricales; Physalacriaceae.